UUUUUCCAAACUACCAUUUCUUAGAUCAGGGAUGAAGUUUGGCUACUUAUGCUAAGCAAUUAAUGUGUUUUAAAAAUCGGAAUAUGAUCAACAUUUAGAUGUUAUUAUCAUUUAAGCAGGAUAAACAUAGGUUUCCUGGGACCCUGCAACAGGUUUCUGGCCAGUAACGUUUAUUCAGACAAUAUGGAAAAUUCUGGAUUUUAAGACAGUGUAGCCUGUAGUUGAAUUUUCAAAUGACAAGUUCAUGAUGGGCUGUAGCCAACUUGGUUAUCAGGAGGAGCAGUUGGUCUCCUCUCUCCUCCAGCUCCUUCACUGCCGUUCCCCUUUCAGUCACUAGGGAGAGACUCUGAACUACUGUAGGAAGACAGCUGUUAUCCCUCUCAGAGUGCCACAGCAGGUUGGUCGGAGUAGUGUCCGCACGCACCGCCAACCGCGCACCGGCCUGCGGGACGCGUGGCACUCUCCGUCCGGGAUGGAGAGAGACGCCUCUGAACCGGACCCAUCCUGCAAACAGAACAGAGUCGUGGUCAUGUUAUACGGGGAGUUCACCGACAUGCUCAAUGACAGGGUCCGGUAUUCGGUGAUCUUAACGGAAAGCGCUCUGACCAUCCAGAGGAUCUCCUCGUCACCUGACCAGACUAAGGUGGUUUUUAACUUGGCCGACUGCAUUGGCUGCCGGGCGUUCAGGGGACCGGACAAGGCGGACGUCGGCGCCUACUUUACAGCCUACUUCUACCCGUUCAAGAGGCGCUGGAUGAGUACCGGAGUGGCCCGGCAGAGAGUGGAGCAGUGCUUUCGGGUCGCGCUGGCGCAAGACCCGCUCUCCAACCUCCAGGAGGCUGAGAGGUGGGCUCAUGCCAUCACAGAUGCCUCGGUGCUGCAGGCGCCCCGGAGAGAUGGUGUGGUGUAUACAGAGGUACGUCGACCUUGCAGAGUGCUGGUCCUGGUGAACCCUCACAGCGGGCGUGGCCAGGCUUUCCAGCUCUUUACUGGCCAUGUGCAGGGCAUGUUAACAGAGGCUGCUGUUCCCUGCACACUCAUCAUCACAGAGCACCAGAACCACGCACGGGAGCUGGUGAGGAAGGCGGACCUGUCACAGUGGGACGCCCUGGUUAUCAUGUCUGGAGAUGGGCUGCUGUUUGAGGUGAUAAAUGGUCUGAUGGAGCGAGAGGACUGGCAAGAGGCCAUCCAGACCCCUCUGGGCAUUUUACCAGGUGGCUCAGGCAAUGCCCUGGCUGCCUCUGUCCACCACUACUCACAGUCUCCUCCAGCAUGGAAUGAGGAGCUACUGCUGAGCUGUGGUUUCAUGCUGUGCAAAGGUCUGGUUGGCUCCCUGGACCUGGUGUCAGUCCACUUGGCCUCUCGGCAGCGCCUGUUCUCCUUUCUCUCCCUGGCCUGGGGCUUUGUGGCUGACGUUGACAUCGAAAGUGAAAAGUACCGCCAUGUCGGAAUCGUCCGCUUCCUGAUGGGCACCCUGGUGCGUCUGGCCUCCCUCAGAGUCUAUCAGGGCAGGCUAGCAUACCUGCCUGUUAACGAAGCUAACCUUCCACCCUCCCCACCUCAGCACACCUCGCUCUGCUCCUCCCUUCCCUGCCAGCUCAUCCCCAACUUCUCUCCAAACCAGAACUCUCGCCACCAUCACAACAGCACAAACUCCAACCACAACACCAUCACUAACUCUUCUAACAAUGCUAUCACCACCAAGAGACUCGAGACACAGAGUGAUGGCAAGACCAGACUUGACCAGAUGGUGGACCCUCUGAUCCCUGGCCUGGACCAGCCAGUCCCAGAGAGCUGGACAGUGGUCAAGGAGGAGGACUUUGUUUUGGUUCUGGCUAUGUACCAGUCCCACCUGGCUGAGGACCUGUGGGCUGCCCCUGGUGCGAUGGCAGACGAUGGGCUGAUCCAUCUGUUCUAUGUGACAGCAGGAACUCCC
Molecule: messenger RNA, 1936 nt
Organism: Monopterus albus (swamp eel)
Lineage: Eukaryota; Metazoa; Chordata; Actinopteri; Synbranchiformes; Synbranchidae
Product: sphingosine kinase 1-like
Exons: 5
Biological process (GO): cellular response to growth factor stimulus; sphingosine biosynthetic process; phosphorylation
Cellular component (GO): membrane; cytoplasm; intracellular membrane-bounded organelle
Source: RefSeq, a predicted model, not a curated record